Biomphalaria glabrata is the source of this 2018-nucleotide messenger RNA. Its product is annotated as epidermal growth factor receptor-like. The coding region runs from base 188 to 1078 and encodes 296 amino acids. The transcript is spliced from 8 exons. The record is from RefSeq and is a predicted model, not a curated record. Lineage: Eukaryota; Metazoa; Mollusca; Gastropoda; Planorbidae.
AUCUCCUUGUGUUGUUGUUUUGCUGCUUUUUUUUUAAACUUCUGAAGAAGAAGAAAGAAGGAAGUGCUAGACUUAUUUAUAGCAUCAGCAUCACUCACCCCUUGUAUUUGGGGAUACUUUUAGAGUCCCCCUUUUUAAUCUUUCAUUUCGAAGCAAUUUCAUAGUCAAGUUUUGGGAGGAAAAAAACAUGUCCUACCAGUUUAUCGUCAGUUUGAUUGCGGUCUACCUAUCUACAGUGAUUCUGUGUGUCAGUUCCGUAAAUCUGAGGAUUGAUGAGUUUGAGGAAAGAGAAUGCUACGGUACAACGGUUGGUUUUGGAUAUUCUGGGACACUUGAGUUUCACUAUCAGAACCUGAAGAAGAGAUACACCGGGUGUACUUAUAUCCAUGGAAACCUUGAACUUACAAAUCUGGUGGAUCCCAAACUCAACUACGAUCUUAGCUUUCUCAAGACUAUUCGCUACGUCAGCGGCUAUGUCCUGAUUGGCUUAGUAACUGAAGUUGAGAUUAUACCAUUGGACAGUCUGCAAGUCAUUAGGGGCAAUCAAACGUACAGGAUUAUGGACGAUGACUACAGCCUUGUUGUUGGUCUAACAUCUCGCAAUGAUGAUAGUUCUUGGGGACUGAAAGAAAUCCAUUUGCCACAACUGAAAGAGAUCUCCAAUGGUAAAGUGUUGUUUUUGGGAAACCCUUUCCUGGGUUACAUCAACACAAUAGACUGGGAACCCAUUUUGAGGGGACGACAGGAUGCUGCACACUUUCAGGAUGGUCCUUACAAUGAAUCAGUUGCCAAUAACAAAGACACAACAUUGUGUGAAAGGGGACGCAGGUGGGGAGACAGCAAGGCAUUGUGCCAACAAGCUGAUCCACGCAAGUCUGGACCGUGCCAUGCUGACUGUAAUGGUCGUUGUUUUGGGCCAGAGAGUAGCCAAUGCUGCCACAACUCCUGCGCUGUUGGUUGUGACGGACCUUCUGAUGACCAGUGUUGGAUGUGCAAAGACUAUCAGUACGAGGCUCACUGUGUCGGCUUCUGUCCACACAAGUCUUACCCUAAGCUCCAAGACUGCAUACAGUAUUGAUUGAUUUCAGCUAGUGAUGAUGAACAUUGGUGUUGAACAUUUAAUAUCUUUUAUUUCAAUAUAUUACUCUAUUCAUCGUCAUUCAAUCCAGCAAUCUAUAUUAGUGAAUAUCUAUAAAAUAUUUACAAAGGCACUGACUGAUUCCUUCACUACUCAUUAUUAAUUCUUUCACUUGGGAUGGAUGAAAUAAAAUGAAAAGUUAACCUGCUAUAACUUACAUUGUGCUUAGAAUUAAUAAGCAUCUUUCACUAUGGAAACGGCAGCGGUUAAUUUUCCCAUAAACUAUUUUGAUUUUUCUUCCCAGUUUAUUUAUGGCGACUUCCUAAUGUUUAAUAGCAGAAACAGAAUUUUUGUGGGUGAGCGUUUUUUUUAUUAGCACAUUUGGGUUUGCAGAGGCAUUACCAUUUUUUUUAAAUUAAGAAUAGUCACCAGUAAUAAUAGAAAACUUAUGUAUAAUGUAAAGGAAGAUAACCAACGAACAAUUCGUAGCGACAGGAAAAUGUAUAUUGUUAUAUCUGUGGUGGCGACGCGAAUAGGGGUACUCGUGUGUGUGUGUAAACAGCUGACACAGAUAACAAAGGCCAGCUCUAGGUGAGCAGUCAACGGUGAUGGGCAGGGACGCUUCAGGAAAGAUCUGAGUUCUGAACACUACUCAGGCCAAUCACAGUAGAAUAUGGUCUCAUGUGAUCAACCAGAAUGAACUAACGAUGUUCUAUCAGAUCCAGAAAACCUUCAGAGAACCUAUAUACAGAGCGAAGGUGUCAGAGUAUGGACGGUUCACUAUUUAGUUCCGGUACAGUAGAGUCUUCACAGCAGUACAGACUUUAUACAGCAGUAGGGUUAUUGACGGUGGAACAUUUUUACAGUCAAAGUACUGAGUUGUCAAUUGUACAGUGUUGACUGUGAAUUUAUUAGACAUUAAAUAGCUACUUUUUGUAAA